Messenger RNA from Diplodia corticola, 1413 nucleotides. Its product is annotated as proline iminopeptidase. The record is from RefSeq and is a predicted model, not a curated record. Bases 1 to 1413 code for a protein of 470 amino acids. Gene Ontology annotation, molecular function: peptidase activity. NCBI's taxonomy places the organism in Eukaryota, Fungi, Ascomycota, Dothideomycetes, Botryosphaeriales, Botryosphaeriaceae. Gene Ontology annotation, biological process: proteolysis. The transcript has 4 exons.
AUGAUCAAGACAUCCCCCGCCAAAAUCAUCGAGCAGCGCUCGCACAUCGUGCCCGGCAAACUCAAGAUAACCGAAUACUUCUUCGAAGUCCCCACGCACUGGCACAAACCCGACUCCCGCCCACUCCGCCUCUUCGCGCGCUCCGCCCGCAAGCACGAGAAGCCCGCGGACCCAACCACCACCACCUCGGACGACGCCGACGCCGACGCCGAAGCAAAGAAGCAGCAGCAACUCCCCUGGCUGCUCUUCCUCCAGGGCGGCCCGGGCUUCGGCUGCCGCCCGCCGCAAGACGCCGGCUGGACCCAGCAAGCCCUCGACCGCGGCUACCAGGUGCUGAUGCUGGACCAGCGCGGCACCGGGCUCAGCUCGCCCGUGAGCGCCAGCACCCUCGGCCUGCGCGGCGACGACGACACCCAAGCCACCUACCUGAAGUCGUUCCGCGCCGACUCCAUCGUCAGGGACGCCGAGGCCGUGCGCUUGGCCCUGACCGACGGCUGGCCCGAGGAGAAGCGCAAGUGGAGCGUCGCGGGCCAGAGUUUCGGCGGCUUCUGCAUAACGACGUAUUUGAGUUUCUAUCCCGACGGGCUGCGCGAGGCGUUUUAUUUUGGGGGACUGCCGCCGCUCGUACGGGACCCGGAUGCCGUGUAUCAGCGCACGUUUGCGAAGCUGAAGGAAAGGAACGAGGCGUAUUAUCGGAAGUAUCCGGAAGACGUGAAGAGGGUGAGGGAUGUCGUGAAGCUGCUGAAGCGGUUUGGCGACAGUACCGUGAGGCUCUCCGGGGAGGGGAGUCUGUCAGCCCGGAGGUUCAUGCAGCUCGGCAUCAACUUCGGGUUCCACGGUGGCAUCGACAUGAUACACGACCUCGUCCUCCGCUGUUCCAACGACCUCGCCGUCUUCGGCCACCUCACCCGCCCCACCACCUCCCUCAUCGAGCAGACCAUGCCCUUCGACGAUCACAUCAUCUACGCCAUCCUCCACGAAUCCAUCUACUGCCAAGGCAAACCAUCCGCCUGGUCCGCCCACCGCAUCCACCAAUCCCUCCCCGCCUUCUCCCUCGACCACCCGGACCCCACCUCCCCGCUCCUCUUCACCGGCGAGAUGGUCUUCCCGUGGAUGCUCACCGACUACACCGAGCUGCGCGCCCUCGCCGCCGUCGCCGAGAAGCUGGCCGCCGAAGGCGACUGGCCCGCCCUGUACGACGAGGCGCAGUUGGCGCGCAACGAGGUGCCGUGCUACGCCGCCGUGUACGUCGAGGACAUGUACGUCGAUUUUGGGUUUAGCGUCGAGACGGCGGGGAGGAUUAAGGGGUGUAAGACGUUCGUGACGAAUGUCAUGUAUCAUGAUGCGGUGAGGAGUCGGAUGGAUGAGGUGUGGAGGAAUGUGUGGGCGUUGAGGGAUGAUGUUAUUGAUUGA